AUGGUAACCAAGGGUCACCAUUCAUUUACAUUAGUAGACGAGCCAGAGUUCAGAAAACUAUUAGAUAUGGUAUCUACAUGUCUCGGAUACAACCUUCCCACUAGAAAAACUCUUUCGAACACGCUCAUUCCAAAAUACUAUACAGAAGUGUUUGAAACUAUUCUGCAGAAAGUAAAGGAGUCGUUCGACGUGUGUUUGUGCACCGAUGCUUGGACAUCCAGCAAUACGCAAUUUUAUAUAGCAGUAACAGCGCAUUAUAUAGAUCACAAUACGGAAAUGCAGUCCAUUCUCUUGGGCUGUUUAAAUUAUAACGACCGACACACGAGUGAAAAUUUAGUUGCCUUUUUACGCCAAAUGAUGCAAGACUGGCAAAUCACGCACAAGGUCAGAUGUGUUGUCAUUGACAAUGCAGCGAAUAUCCAAGCGGCUAUAAGAUUAGGUGACUGGCGUUCUGUUGGCUGUUUUCGUCAUGGUCUUAAUUUAUGUGUACAAAAUGCAUUAAAGUCCAUUGCAGAUGUACUUGAAAAAGUAAAAGCGAUAGUAGAACACUUCAAACGAAGCUAUACAGCCCAAAGCAAGCUAGAAGCUAUUUUGAAGCAAAUGGACUUACCAGUUUUAAAAUUAAAGCAAGAAUGUCCUACUCGCUGGAAUUCCUGCUACGAAAUGUUGCUUAGAAUGAUUAAAAUUAAACAUGCUAUAAUAAGCACGUUGGCUCUAAUUAGGAGUGAUCUUAGUCUCCAAAAUGCAGAAUGGGAUUUGAUCGAAAAAGUGAUUCCAAUUUUAAAACCUUUUUACGAAAUAACCCAAGAAAUAAGCACAGAAAAGUACGUAAGUCUUUCUAAAGCUUUAGUAUUUACAAAUUUAAUGUGCAAACAUGUAGCUAAAGAAAUUUUAAGUCAAAAUAACGCAAAAAUAAAGAUAUUACUAGAAAAACUUCAAAACCAAUUAUUGACCAGAUUCCAUGACUUAGAAUCGAAUGUACUAUAUUCUAAUUCCUGCAUCCUUGAUCCUCGAUUUAAGAAAAGGGGAUUUAGGACCCCAGAAGCCUUUGAACGUGCUUUGGGAGGAUUAAAGCGCAGGAUAGGGCACAUACGAAUUAUAAAUAUAGAAGAGCCAACUGUACAAAAAAUGGAACCACCCCAGAACCUUGCUGAGCCGAGUAUUUGGGAUGAGUUUGAUGCAGCAGAUGCACAAGUGACUCGUCCAUUAAACGCAACUGCCGCAGGCAUUCGUGAACUUGAUAAAUAUGUGGAACAGGAUAAUUUGAAUAGGAAGAAAAAUCCUUUAAAGUGGUGGCAUGCACGAAAAGAUAUAUACCCGCAUCUAUAUCAAUUGAUGUUAAAAAGAUUGUGCAUUCAAGCUACGUCCGUGUCCUGUGAGAGUUUUUUUUCUGGGGCGGGCUUGCUGAUUAACGACAGAAGAAAAUAA
Melitaea cinxia (Glanville fritillary) is the source of this 1428-nucleotide messenger RNA. Its product is annotated as E3 SUMO-protein ligase ZBED1-like. Gene Ontology annotation, molecular function: protein dimerization activity. The record is from RefSeq and is a predicted model, not a curated record. Lineage: Eukaryota; Metazoa; Arthropoda; Insecta; Lepidoptera; Nymphalidae. The transcript has a single exon. Bases 1 to 1428 code for a protein of 475 amino acids.